Myxocyprinus asiaticus (Chinese sucker) is the source of this 6285-nucleotide messenger RNA. RefSeq names its product G protein-coupled receptor kinase 4-like. The transcript is spliced from 16 exons. The record is from RefSeq and is a predicted model, not a curated record. Gene Ontology annotation, cellular component: cytoplasm. The coding region runs from base 261 to 1982 and encodes 573 amino acids. NCBI's taxonomy places the organism in Eukaryota, Metazoa, Chordata, Actinopteri, Cypriniformes, Catostomidae. Gene Ontology annotation, biological process: protein phosphorylation; signal transduction; regulation of signal transduction. Gene Ontology annotation, molecular function: ATP binding; G protein-coupled receptor kinase activity.
GUGAUCGAGACAGGAAGGAGCACUGAAUGCUAACAAGGGGGAGAGUACAUGUCCACGGCGAGCGGAAAGGUGGGGGGGUUCAACAGAGAGAUAUGGAGAAAUGUAAUUAACCUGCAAUGUGCCAACGCCAAAUUCACGCCGAUCAUAACCAUCCUCGCCACCGACAUCCUCAUCACCACCACCAUCAAUAGCGCGAGCGUCCUCGUCUUUUUUCUCUUCAGUGAAAUGUAUCGGGACUCUAUGGGAUCCUUUUUCUGACAAUGGAGAUUGAGAAUAUCGUGGCCAACACCGUGCUGUUGAAGGCGAGGGAAGGAGGAGGAGGGAAACGGAAUGGGCGGAGCAAGAAAUGGAAGGAGAUGCUCAAACUGCCUCAUAUCAGUCAGUGUGAAGAAUUAAGACGCACUAUUGAAAGGGAUUACACAAGCCUUUGUGAGAAACAGCCAAUUGGUCGGCAGUUGUUUCGGCAGUUCUGUGACACUCAGCCCAAAUUGCGCCGGUGCAUAGAGUUCAUGGAUUCUGUGGCAAUGUAUCAGUUGGCUCCAGAUGAGAAAAGGAGAGACGUCGGUUUAAAUAUUUUAGACACAUAUUUUAAUAAUGGGUCGGCAGCUCAUCUACCAGAGAUUGCUCAGGACGUGGUGGGGGACUGCAGGCAGAAACUGGAGCAGACUCCCUGUAAAGAGCUGUUUCAGGGGUGUACCAGGAUAGUUCGUGAAUACUUAAGUGGGGCUCCGUUCUCAGCAUAUCAGGAGACAAUGUACUUCUCCCGUUUUCUCCAGUGGAAGUGGUUAGAGAGGCAACCUGUAACCAAAAACACAUUCAGACACUACAGGGUAUUGGGAAAGGGCGGAUUUGGUGAGGUUUGUGCCUGCCAGGUUCGUGCCACUGGUAAAAUGUACGCCUGUAAAAAGCUGGAGAAGAAACGGGUGAAGAAAAGAAAAGGUGAAGCAAUGGCAUUAAAUGAAAAACGCAUUUUAGAAAAAGUUAACAGUAGUUUUGUAGUUAGUUUGGCAUAUGCAUAUGAGACAAAGGAUGCGCUAUGUUUGGUGUUGACUAUAAUGAAUGGUGGUGACCUAAAGUUUCAUAUCUAUAACAUGGGAAACUCUGGCUUUGAUGAGCAGCGUGCAAUCUUUUACGCUGCAGAGAUUUGCUGUGGCUUAGAGGAUUUGCAUCGUGAGAGGAUCAUCUACAGGGACCUGAAACCUGAGAAUAUUCUCCUAGAUGACCGCGGGCACAUCCGUAUAUCAGAUCUAGGAUUGGCCGUCCAGAUUCCAGAAGGAGAGACGAUACGAGGGCGUGUUGGCACUGUGGGAUAUAUGGCUCCAGAGGUCAUUCAGAAUGAAAGCUACACCUUUAGUCCUGAUUGGUGGGGUUUGGGCUGUCUGAUAUAUGAGAUGAUUCAGGGUCAGUCUCCAUUCCGCCGUCGUAAAGAGCGUGUGAAGAGGGAGGAGGUGGACCGCCGUGUGUGCGAGGACCAGGAGGAAUACUCUGACAAAUUCUCUGAAGAUGCUAAAGGCAUCUGUCGACAGUUGUUAUGUAAAGAUCCAAAGGAACGCUUGGGAUGUCAAGGUAGCGGAGCUGCUGAAGUCAAACUGCAUCCCAUUUUACGCAACAUCAACUUCAAGCGAUUGGAGGCCAACAUCCUUGACCCGCCCUUCUGUCCUGAUCCACGUGCAGUGUACUGCAAGGAUGUUCUGGACAUUGAGCAGUUUUCUACAGUCAAAGGUGUAAACCUGGACCCUACAGAUGAUGACUUCUACCACAAGUUUGUAACAGGGAGUGUCUCCAUCCCCUGGCAGAAUGAGAUGAUUGAGAUGGAGUGCUUUAAGGAGAUUAAUGUUUUCGAGAUGGACGGAGCACUGUGUUCUGAUCUGGAUGUGAACAGGCCAAACCCAGCACCCAAGCGAGGAUUCUUCUACCGGUUAUUCCACCGAGAGGCAAGUGCUAGCGUGCCGCCCGCCGUGAUCAGAGGGGGUGGGGCUUGAGGUUUGUUUUAGAAGUGACAUCAGUGUCGAGGAGGAGGAGCCAUCUUGAUUUAAAACCACUCCCACUUCCCAUCAGCUGCCAAUCAGAAUGCUAAAUGUAUGAAUGUUCAACUGUAUUUAUGAACUUUAUUAAACUGUAUCAUAAUUAAAGAAAAGGGUAUGAGUUUAAAGAAUUUUGUACAUUUGUACUUGAACUAUGUGUAGAUGUAUAUUUUCACUAAAGGUUGUAUUGUACAAAAAGCCAUAGAAAUACCACUUGAAUGCACAUAUAUAAUGUUUUUAUUGUUAUUAUUUUUCAUCUGUAAUGAAUAUGAAAUGUGUAUUUCUUUUUAAGCACAAUAUCUACAUUCACGUUUGUUUUUAACAUUAACAUAUUGUUGGCACCGCCUUUGUUUGUUUGUUCGAUUGUUUGGCUUGAGAGAUUUAGGGCUCUCGUGUGCAGUGGGGUAAGAAAAAUCAAACAUAAAGCUAGUAAAAAACAAUUUAGUAUGACAUAAUGUCAUUACAACUAGUAUGUGUUUUUAAAGGCCAGUGCAGAUGUCUAGAGAGCAGGAUGACUGAUGGCCGAUAUAAUGCCAAUAUAUUCAAUUUAAUGAAGGUAGUAAAUACCUUCAAGACAUACACAGUAUUUACUCAUAAUUCACAAAAAUAAAAUUCGAAAACAGAAAGCAGUUGAUUUUGGAACUGAAACAAAACGGAGCUGAUCAGGCAAUAGUCCAAUGGCCAAAUAUCGGUUGAUUAAUCAGCUUGUCUGAUAUAUCGGUCUAUCACUAGUCAUCACCAUUGCCCAUACCAACUAUAUCAGUGCAUGAAACGGGGACCUUGGUUAUGUGCACCAGCUUCUUGUUUAGAAAGUCAUAAACAUCUUUACACUCCUUUGUUAUUUCCAUACGGCUCUGUGUGUAUGUUAAAUGCUGUCAGCUAAACAUUUCUUUCAGAUGCAGAGGACGCAGUGAUAUGGACAGGAACUUCAAUAGCAGAUACAAAUGCCGAUAUCUAGAGCAGGGUGGCCAAUAUAAUUACAAAAUAAGCAUCAUUCAAUUGGAAAAUUUCAAAUAAGACAUAAUAGUAAGUAAUUGUUUAUCUUAAAGCUGAAGUAUGUAACUUUUUCAGUUUUAAAAUACUUGCUUCAAUCCCCGUUUAUUAUGCACUAUAAGUAAGCCAUCCAUAGGUUUAUUUUCUCAAAAACUGUAAGCACUGUGUCUCUGUGGCACUAAAAAAAUUCCUGUGUUUGUUUUGAGCGAUCUGCCCCAACAACGUUACUCAACCAAUGGUGUGAGUUGGGGGCGGAACUAACUGACUGUUUGAACAACAGCAGAUGAGGGGCGAAUUCAGAAAGCUUGUUUUGAAAACAUUGUUUAUUUUUGCAAUUCCGUUCAGUGGCGCUAGUGUCGCAGAAAUGACAUACUUCAGCUUUAAGAAAAAAUAAAUAGUACUUAGAACAAGAAUGUUUAAAAUAAUGCACAAUUACUUGAGAUGAAGUCUACGUAAGGUGGGUCGCCCCCUCACGGCGACCGCCAUUUUGAGAUCACAUGACCAACCAAAUGCAACUCACUUUAUUUUAAUAACCCUUUUAGAAUCGGACAAUGAAAGUUAAUUCAGAACCAUUUUCUAAAGGAAUUGCAAAUUAAAUUUAAAAUCGAAUUUUCUAUUUGUGGAUGCACGCAUAGUAAAAUAAUUGAAAUGCAAAGACAAAUCGGUAUUUGUGUUUAAACAAGUAAAUAAUUACGUAAUAAUUUCCUAACGCUUCUUUAAUUAAUCAAGCGAGCAUGCUUAUUUGCCGAUGCAGAUAAUCUCAAAAUGUCCAAGUAUUGGCUUGGCCCUGCCAAUAUAAAUCAAUCUGCCAAGGUUUCAGUUUUGAUGGGAGGGUCAGGAUUGCUAUUUAGUAGUGUUAGACUACGAGUGUAGGUUGUUGUUUGCUCAUUUCCACUGCAUUUUGCUCAGUUGUCCUGACAUUUACCCAAAACUCCAUUGUUACCUUUAGUGCAAUCGGAAGGCUUUACAGUGGUUUAAAGCAGGCCAGUGUAAACAACCUAAAUAUGCUUAAAGGAAUAUUCCGGAUUCAACACAAGUUAAGCUCAAUCGACAGUGUUUGUGGCAUAAUAUUGAUUGCCACAGAAAUGUAUUUUGACUCGUCCCUUCUUUUCUUUAAAAAACAAAAAGCAAAAAUCUGGUUUCCAGUGAAGAACUUACAAUUGAAGUAAAUGGGGCCUAGCCGUAACUUGAGUCAAAUUUUUUUUAAUUUAUUUUUUUUAUUUUUUUUUAUGGUAAUCAACUUUAUGCCACAAAUGCUGUCGUUUAAGUUUAACUUGUAUCGAACUCGGAAUAUUCCUGUAAUCUUUACAUUUGUUCACAGGUCAGCUCUUAAAUGAGCUGUUGAUGUUGCCUUAGGUGUCAUAUCUUCAAUGAAUAUUUCAAAAUGAGUGUGAGUGUGUUUGUAUGCCUACCUGUAUGGCAGUGAGUUAAAGUGCAUGCACACGGACACUAUAGAUUUUUUCUAUAUGUUAAGCCUCAGGCCGUGAGACAUUUGGUGUGUGAUUGAUCUGGUAAUGCAAUCUGUUUGUCAUCAACAUGCAUAUAAACAUCACAUUAUCUUUAUGUUCCAUGUUAUUGCUUUUUGUUGCCUUUUUGUUUUUUAUUCGUUAUUUUUUGUUUUUAUCUUUUUGUAUGUAUUUUUAUGGCAUUAUUUGAAACACAAAAUUAAUGCUACCAUUCACAUUAAGACCUCUCCCCUGUAUCAUCAUUCCUAAACUAGUAAACAAACAAAAAUGGCAUAUAUUCUUACACCUCUUGAUUUUUCCACAAAUGCCUUUAUAAACAACAUUUUGUUUUCAUGCCAUUCUUUAAAGCUGAAGUGUGUCAUUUUUUUCAGUGUUGGUUAUAUCCCAGGUUAAAUAAUUAGAAGUAAGCCAUUCAUAGGUAAGCUAGUCGAUUUUCCCCAAAAAGUGUAAAUAUUGUGUCGCCUUGACCCUAUCAAAUUAUUGCUCUGUUUGUUUCAGAAUCCCGACCAACCCGACACAACAACAUUCAAUUAACCAAUGUUGUGUUUGGGACGGGACUAUCUGAUUGUUUGACCAAUAGCAGUUGGGGGACAGGAAAACAAAUUCCAUUCAAAAAUGACAUUAGUGGCACAGAAAUUGCACACUUCAGCUUUAACAUCUUUGACAUAAAAUUUAAAAUAGGAAUCAUGGUUUGCUGUUCACUAACAUUACCUCUAACUUGUCUUCACCGUGCAGUUUCUCUCUUUAUAAGGAUAAAAGGAGCUUUAUGGUCCCUUUUACAAAGCUGUGAAAUUAAACUCUUUUUCUCUUAUUCCCAUAUGUGUGCAUGCUCUACUGUAUCCAUGGUUUGACAAGAGGACGAGCAUUCACUUUAGUUGACAAUAAAAAUAUGUGUUGACUUAUGGCCAUUAAGAAGUACUUUUGAUUUCUGUAAAAUUCACAAGGUAGCUUAAAUAUUUAAAAAUGAUGCGCCUUUUUCACUUACAGUAUGUCCUCAUCUGUUUUUCUUCCCUGUGCGGUCACAUGUUUGAUUCAGAUACCCUGUAAAAUAUGAAAUGAAUUAAACUUACUCUUGACCUAUUUUGUGGAUCUAUAAAGUCAACCAAGUGCCAAAACAAGCCCAUUUAUGUGUAUUUGAUUGAAUUGUGCAUUUAAGUUACAGGUGAAUUGUAAUGUUUUUUAAUGUUCAUUUUUUUUUUUCCUGUACCAGCUUUAUAUGCUGUGGCUCUCAAACACUAUGGUGCGAUCAGAACAUUGUUUUAUUGAGCUUCCAGGCCACCCCAACAUUGGCUCGACCAAGGGUGUGAGUUUUGGGCAGGACUAUCUGUUUGUCCAACCAAUGUCAUAAAGGGUAGUGUUCAGGAAACAAACAAAUUUGCGACUAAAAAUUGAGUUUUGGUCUGUACAAAAAUGCUUUAGUUAUGAAAAUGGUUUGACUAUCUUACCCUUUUUUUCUACUGUUCCUGUGCACAUUUAUUUAUUUUUAUUUUUUUUUCAAUUCUAUCACUGUUAAUUUUUAGUUAAUGUUUAGUUAGAUAAAUACAGUUUGAAUGUCUGCACAAAGUACAGUUAUUUUUGUAUCAUUUUUAUUCACUGAUUAGUUGAUUAAGCAUACUAGCUGCAAGCUUAAGUUGCAUGCCAACUGGUGCCAACAUGUCAGAUACUGGGUGCCAUGAUGUAGAUUUAUGAUGUACAGAUCUGUCUUUCAAGCCACUGACGCCAACAGAACUCCUGUGAAAGAUCUGUCUGGUGUUGUACCAUACCUGACAUCUGGAAUUACUGUAUUAAAUGAUACACUGCCA